Acanthosepion pharaonis is the source of this 6162-nucleotide messenger RNA. The record is from the annotation of a GenBank genome assembly. Lineage: Eukaryota; Metazoa; Mollusca; Cephalopoda; Sepiida; Sepiidae.
AUGCAACAACUUCUAUCCUGUUGUGAUAUACAUGCAGCAAAUUCUGUCCUAUUGCAGCACGCACACAGCAAAUUCUCUUGCAUUUUUUCCAAAGAAUCCUAUCACAUUGAAUCAAACCUAGAUUUUCUGUUUUUUCUCUCUUUCACUCUCUGUUCUCUCUCUUUCACUCUCUGUUCUCUCUCUUUCACUCUCUGUUCUCUCUCUCUCUCUCUUUGUUCUUUCGCUCUCUGUUCUCUCUCUCUCUCUUUGUUCUUUCGCUCUCUGUUCUCUCUCUCUCUUUGUUCUUUCACUCUCUGUUCACUCUCUGUUCUCUCUCUCUCUCUUUGUUCUUUCGCUUUCUGUUCUCUCUCUCUCUUUGUUCUUUCGCUCUCUGUUCUCUCUCUCUCUUUGUUCUUUCACUCUCUGUUCUCUCUCUUUGUUCUUUCACUCUCUGUUCUCUCUCUUUGUUCUUUCACUCUCUGUUCUCUCUCUUUGUUCUUUCACUCUCUGUUCUCUCUCUUUGUUCUUUCACUCCCUGUUCUCUCUCUCUCUUUGUUCUUUCGCUCUCUGUUCUCUCUCUCUCUCUUUGUUAUUUCGCUCUUUGUUCUCUCUCUCUUUGUUCUUUCGCUUUCUGUUCUCUCUCUUUGUUCUUUCGCUUCCUCUGUUCUCUCUCUCUCUUUUGUUCUUUCGCUCUCUGUUCUCUCUCUCUCUCUCUUUUUUCUGUUCUUUCUCUCUCUCUGUUCUCUCUCUCUCUCUCUUUCUGUUCUCUCUCUCUCUCUUUUGUUCUUUCUCUCUUUCUUCUUUCUCUCUCUCUCUCUUUUGUUCUUUUCGCUUUCUCUCUUCUCUCUCUCUCUCUCUUUUUCUUCUUUCUUUUUCUUGUUCUCUCUCUCUCUCUCUUUGUUCUUUCGCUUUCUGUUCUCUCUCUCUCUCUUUGUUCUUUCACUCUCUGUUCUCUCUCUUUCACUCUCUGUUCUCUCUCUCUCUUUGUUCUUUCGCUCUCUGUUCUCUCUCUCUCUUUGUUCUUUCGCUCUCUGUUCUCUCUCUCUCUCUUUGUUCUUUCGCUCUCUGUUCUCUCUCUCUCUUUGUUCUUUCGCUUUCUGUUCUCUCUCUCUCUUUCUUUGUUCUUUCUGUUCUCUCUCUUCUCUCUCUCUUUGUUCUUUCGCUUUCUGUUCUCUCUCUCUCUCUUUGUUCUUUCGCUUUCUGUUCUCUCUCUCUCUUUGUUCUUUCGCUUUCUGUUCUCUCUCUCUCUUUGUUCUUUCGCUUUCUGUUCUCUCUCUCUCUUUGUUCUUUCGCUUUCUGUUCUCUCUCUUUCACUCUCUGUUCUCUCUCUCUCUCUCUCUUUGUUCUUUAGCUUUCUGUUCUCUCUCUCUCUUUUCUUUCUCUUCUUUCCUCUCUUCUCUUUGUUCUCUCUCUCUCUUGUUCUCUUUCCUUUUCUCUUUCUCUCUCUUCUCUCUCUCUUUCCUCUCUUCUUUCUCUUUUUUGUUCUGUUCUCUCUCUUUCUCUCUGUUCUCUCUCUCUCUCUGUUCUCUCUCUCUCUCUUCUCUUUUCUUCUCUUCUCUCUUUCUCUCUCUCUCUCUCUUCUUCUUUUCUCUUUUUCUCUUCUCUCUCUCUCUCUUUGUUCUUUCCUUUCUCUUCUCUCUCUCUCUCUUUGUUCUCUCUUUUCUUUUCUGUUCUCUCUCUCUCUCUUUUGUUCUUUCUUUGCUUUCUGUUCUCUCUCUCUCUCUUUGUUCUUUACGCUUUCUGUUCUCUCUCUCUCUUUCUUUUUUCGCUUUCUGUUUCUCUCUCUCUCUUUGUUCUUUUUCUUCUGUUCUCUCUUUGUUCUCUCUUGUUCUCUCUUUGUUCUUCUUUGCUUUCUGUUCUCUCUCUCUCUCUCUUUGUUCUUUCUCUCUCUUCUCUCUCUUUCUCUCUCUCUCUCUCUCUUCUUUCUCUCUGUUCUCUCUUUGUUCUUUCUCUGUUCUCUCUCUUUCUCUCUCUUUUCUCUCUGUUCUCUCUCUUUCUCUCUCUGUUCUUUUCUCUUUCUCUCUCUGUUCUCUCUUUUCUCUCUGUUCUCUCUUUCUCUCUCUGUUCUUUUUCCUCUCUGUUCUCUCUCUCUGUUCUCUCUCUUCUCUCUCUUUCUCUUUGUUCUCUCUCUUUGUUCUUUCUCUCUCUCUCUCUUUGUUCUUUGUUCUCUCUCUCUCUCUCUCUCUCUUUUGUUCUUUUCGCUCUCUGUUCUCUCUCUCUCUUUGUUCUUUUCGCUCUCUCUUCUCUGUUCUCUCUCUCUCUUUGUUCUCUCUUUCUCUGUUCUCUCUCUCUCUCUUUUGUUCUUUCUCUCUGUUCUCUCUCUCUCUUUUUGUUCUUUCCUCUCUGUUCUCUCUCUUUGUUCUCUCUCUCUCUUUUUGUUCUUUUCUCUCUCUUUCUCUCUCUCUCUCUUUGUUCUUUCUCUCUGUUCUCUCUCUUUGUUCUUUCUCUCUGUUCUCUCUCUCUUUUCUUUUCUCUCUCUGUUCUCUCUUUCUCUCUGUUCUCUCUCUCUCUGUUUUCUCUCUCUUUCUCUCUCUGUUCUCUCUCUCUCUUUGUUCUUUUCUCUCUCUGUUCUCUCUCUCUUUGUUCUUUUCUCUCUCUUUCUCUCUCUCUCUUUUUCUUCUUUUCUCUCUGUUCUCUCUCUCUCUUUUGUUCUUUCUCUCUCUCUGUUCUCUCUCUCUCUCUUUGUUCUUUCUUUCUUUCUGUUCUUCUCUUUUUGUUCUCUCUCUCUCUCUUUGUUUGUUCUUUCUCUCUCUCUUUCUCUCUCUGUUCUCUCUUUCUCUCUCUUCUCUUUACUCUCUCUCUUUUCUCUCUCUUCUCUCUCUUUCUCUCUCUUUCUCUCUUCUCUUUGUUCUCUUUCUCUCUUUCUCUCUCUCUCUUUGUUCUUUUCGCUCUCUGUUCUCUCUCUCUCUUUUUGUUCUUUUCUCUGUUCUCUCUCUUUUUCUCUCUCUCUCUCUCUCUCUUUUCUCUCUGUUUCUCUCUCUCUUUCUUCUUUCUUUCGCUCUCUGUUCUCUCUCUCUUUGUUCUUUUCUCUCUCUCUCUCUCUUGUUCUUUGCUUUUCUCUGUUCUCUCUCUCUUUUGUUCUUUUCUCUCUCUGUUCUCUCUCUCUCUCUCUCUCUUUUUUCUUUCUCUCUUCUCUUUCUCUCUCUCUCUCUCUCUUUGUUCUUUUCUUCUCUCUCUCUCUCUCUCUCUCUUUCUGUUUCUCUUCUCUCUCUUCUUCUCUCUCUCUUUUGUUCUUUGUCUCUGUUCUCUCUCUCUCUUUGUUCUUUUCUCUCUGUUCUCUCUCUCUCUUUUGUUCUUUCACUCUCUGUUCUCUCUCUCUCUCUCUUUGUCUCUCUCUCUCUUUCUCUCUCUUUCUCUCUCUCUUUCUCUCUCUCUCUCUUUUGUUCUUUGUCUCUUUUCUCUCUCUCUCUUUGUUCUUUUCUCUCUAUUCUCUCUCUCUCUUUGUUCUUUCUCUCUGUUCUCUCUCUUUCUCUCUUUGUUCUUUUCUCUCUCUGUUCUCUCUCUCUCUUUCUUCUUUUUGUUCUUCUCUUCUCUCUUCUCUCUCUCUCUUUUCUUUUGAUUCUGUUCUCUCUCUCUCUCUUUGUUCUUUCUCUCUGUUCUUCUCUCUCUCUUUGUUCUUUCUCUGUUUCUCUCUCUUCUUUGUUCUUUUUCUCUUUCUCUCUCUCUCUUUGUUCUUUCGCUCUCUGUUCUCUCUCUCUCUUUGUUCUUUCGCUCUCUGUUCUCUCUCUCUCUCUUUGUUCUUUCGCUCUCUGUUCUCUCUCUCUCUUUUUCUUCUUUUCUCUUUCUGUUCUCUCUCUCUCUCUCUCUUUCUUUUUCGCUCUCUUUCUCUCUCUCUCUUUGUUCUUUUCGUUUCUGUUCUCUCUCUCUCUCUUUGUUCUUUUUCUCUCUGUUCUCUCUCUCUCUUUGUUCUUUUCUCUCUUUCUCUUUCUCUCUGUUCUUUCUCUCUCUCUCUCUCUUUUGUUCUUUCUUUGUUCUUUCGCUCUCUGUUCUCUCUCUCUCUCUUUGUUCUUUUCUCUAUUUCUCUCUCUCUCUCUUUGUUCUUUCACUCUCUGUUCUCUCUCUCUCUUUUGUUCUUUCGCUCUCUGUUCUCUUCUCUCUCUCUUUGUUCUUCUCUCUCUUCUCUCUCUUUGUUCUUUCCUCUUUCUCUCUCUCUCUUUUGUUCUUUCUUUCUCUUUUCUCUCUCUCUCUUGUUCUUUUCCUCUCUCUGUUCUCUUUUUCUCUCUCUUUCUUCUUUUGUUCUUUCUGUUCUCUCUCUCUUUGUUCUUUUGUCUGUUCUCUCUUUCUUUACUCUCUCUUUUUGUUCUUUCGCUCUCUGUUCUCUCUCUCUUUGUUCUUUCUCUCUUUCUUCUUUCUCUCUCUUUGUUCUUUUUCUUUCUCUCUCUGUUCUCUCUCUCUCUCUCUCUUUGUUCUUUGUUCUUUUUCUCUUUGUGCUUCGCUCUCUGUUCUCUCUCUCUCUCUUUGUUCUUUUCGCUCUCUGUUCUCUCUCUCUCUCUUUUCUUUUUCUCUCUCUCUCUCUCUCUCUUUCUUCUUUCUCUCUCUCCCUGUUCUCUCUCUUUGUUCUUUGAUCUCUGUUCUCUCUCUUUGUUCUUUCUCUCUCUCUCUCUCUCUCUCUUUGUUCUUUUCUGCUCUCUUCUCUCUCUUUGUUCUUUCUCUCUCUUCUCUCUCUCUUUUUCUCUCUCUUUGUUCUUUCUCUCUCUUCUCUCUCUUUGUUCUUUCGCUUCUCUUCUUCUCUCUCUCUCUUUCUUUCUCUUUGUUCUUUUCUCUCUCUCUCUUUCCUCUUUUCUCUCUCUUUUCUUUUUUCUUUCUUUUUCUCUCUCUCUCUUUUGUUCUUUUCUCUCUGUUCUCUCUCUCUCUUUUUUUCUUUUCGCUCUCUGUUCUCUCUCUCUCUUUUUCUGCUCUCUCUCUUCUCUCUCUCUCUCUUUGUUCUUUUUCUCUCUCUUUGUUCUUUCUCUCUGUUCUGUUCUCUUUGUUCUCUCUCUGUUUCUCUCUCUCUUUGUUCUUUUUCUGUUCUCUCUUUGUUCUUUCUCUCUGUUCUCUCUCUCUCUUUGUUCUUUAAAAACUUUUCUCUCUCUUUGUUCUUUCUCUCUGUUCUCUCUUUGUUCUUUCACUCUCUCUCUCUCUCUCUCUCUUCGUUUUGUUCUUUCUCUCUCUUUGUUCUUCUCUCUCUCUCUCUCUUUUCUUUUUGUUCUCUCUUUCUCUCUCUCUCUUUUGUUCUUUCGCUCUCUGUUCUCUCUCUCUUUGUUCUUUCUCUCUUUCUCUCUCUCUUUUGUUCUUUUCACUCUCUGUUCUCUCUCUUUGUUCUUUUGCUCUGUUUUCUCUCUUUCUUUUAUCUGUUUCUCUUUUAUUCUUUUCGCUCUCUGUUCUCUCUCUUUGUUCUUUCGCUCUCUGUUCUCUCUCUUUGUUCUUUCUCUCUCUGUUCUCUCUCUCUCUUUGUUCUUUCGCUCUCUGUUCUCUCUCUCUCUCUUUGUUCUUUCGCUCUCUGUUCUCUCUCUCUCUUUGUUCUUUCGCUCUCUGUUCUCUCUCUCUCUUUUGUUCUUUCGCUCUCUGUUCUCUCUCUCUCUUUGUUCUUUCGCUCUCUGUUCUCUCUCUCUCUUUUGUUCUUUCGCUCUCUGUUCUCUUCUCUCUCUUUUCUCUCUCUCUCUUCUUUGUUCUUUCUCUCUUUGUUCUUUCUCUCUCUUUGUUCUUUCUCUCUCUCUCUUUCUCUCUGUUCUCUCUCUCUUUGUUCUUUUCUCUCUGUUCUCUCUCUGUUCUUUCCUCUCUGUUCUCUCUCUUUGUUCUUUCUUUCUCUCUCUCUGUUCUCUCUCUCUCUCUUUUCUUCUUUUCUUUCUCUCUUCUCUCUCUCUCUCUUUGUUCUUUCACUCUCUGUUCUCUCUCUUUGUUCUUUCACUCUCUGUUCUCUCUCUUUGUUCUUUCUCUCUCUGUUCUCUCUUUGUUCUUUCUCUCUCUUUGUUCUUUCUCUCUCUUUGUUCUUUCUCUCUCUUUGUUCUUUCUCUCUUUCUCUCUGUUCUUUCUCUCUCUCUCUCUGUUCUUUCUCUCUCUCUCUUUCUUUCUCUCUCUCUUCUUUCUCUCUCUCUCUCUCUUCUCUCUCUCUCUGUUCUUUCUCUCUCUCCUUUCUCUCUCUCUCUCUCCCUCUUUUUACUCUGUCUCUCUUAUUCUUUCUCUUUCCUUUCUCCUGUUCCUUAA